AUGGUUCAAGCGCUCACACCUGGUUCAGAUGCUCCCAGGUACCACCUGGUACCUGUAAAGGCGAGGAACCUAUGGGGGUGUGGGGGGGCCCGCCUCUCCCGGAUUCCCGGAGCUGAGCGGGAGGUGAGGGCCAGACCCUGCGGGUCUAAGGUGCGGUGGGCCUGGGACGAAAGGCCCACCCAGUCCAAUGCCUUGGGAGGCCACUGGAGCCAGGCCUGGAGACGUUGCACCGAGAGGGGUCUGCAGAGCGCUUGGUCGGCCACGCUGAACACCGCGGCAGCCGACAACCGGGGCCACGCCCCUGCCGACUUGCCCGCGCUCCCACCCCGCUCCAGCAGGGGCCGCUGUGGCGCGCUCGAGGUCCAUCCCUGCGUCCCGGUCCUCCCUCCCCGCAAUCGCCUUCCAUCCGCCUUUCUCCGCGGCACUCCGCCCGCGGGGAGCGGCCCAGGGCCGGGGGGAGACCCCUCCGCGACCGCCGCCUCCUGCAUUGUAAGCCCCGCGCGCCCUGACCGCCUUGUGCGUCCCUUUCCCCGCCAGGGCCGCGUUCGCACCAAGACCGUCAAGAAGGCGGCCCGGGUCAUCAUCGAGAAGUACUACACGCGCCUGGGCAACGACUUCCACACCAACAAGCGCGUGUGCGAGGAGAUCGCCAUCAUCCCGAGCAAGAAGCUGCGCAACAAGAUCGCCGGCUAUGUCACGCACCUGAUGAAGCGCAUCCAGAGGGGGCCCGUGCGCGGCAUCUCCAUCAAGCUGCAGGAGGAGGAGCGGGAGCGGAGGGACAACUACGUGCCCGAGGUCUCGGCCCUGGACCAGGAGAUCAUUGAGGUGGAUCCUGACACUAAGGAGAUGCUGAAGCUCUUGGAUUUCGGCAGUCUGUCCAACUUGCAGGUCACCCAGCCCACAGUUGGGAUGAAUUUCAAAACGCCGCGUGGAGCUGUGUGAAUGUGGUUCCCUAUAAUU
Messenger RNA from Suncus etruscus (white-toothed pygmy shrew), 960 nucleotides. RefSeq names its product ribosomal protein S17 (gene RPS17). The transcript is spliced from 6 exons. Gene Ontology annotation, cellular component: ribosome. Gene Ontology annotation, molecular function: structural constituent of ribosome. Lineage: Eukaryota; Metazoa; Chordata; Mammalia; Eulipotyphla; Soricidae. Gene Ontology annotation, biological process: translation. The coding region runs from base 1 to 942 and encodes 313 amino acids. The record is from RefSeq and is a predicted model, not a curated record.